GGGAAGGUGUGACUCAAAUCCCCGGAGCCCCCUCAAGUAUUGUCAAGCUGUGCUUCAGUGUUGCUUGCUGGGAAAUAAGGAAAGAAAUUUGACACCAAGCCUCAUCUUGGCUACUGAAAUAUCUUCUCUGAGGUCACUCGACUUAAAGGGCAUUUUUUAUUAUUGUUUUGUCGAGUCUUGUUGGAAGAGGGUCCCUUGAUCAUGCAAAACGGAUCCUGGGGAAAUCAGAAAUUUUCUUGUCCACAUAAUCUCUGCAUUCCGACUCCCCCUCUACCUCCGUCACCUUGUAAAAUUGGCAGGCUCUGGACCUUUUGCAUGCUGGAGAAAAUCACUGUUUUGCCUCCAGCAAGAAGCAUGCAUGUUGCAACACUGACUCCUCCUCUAGUGAAGAAAGAGUGAACAAGUGCACCGAGUUGAGCUUCUUCACAGAGACACGCGGCUGGCGACUGCUGAGCAGAGGCUAAAAUCCCCAGACGCCGGGUCUUCUGGGCUGGGCUUUCCCCGCCUUCCUGUUCUGUCUACUCGCUCUUCUCCUGCGUUCUGGAUUUUACCCAGGGCUCAGGAAACAGCUUUACCUGCAGUGAGAAAGCUCGCGUCCUCUGCAGGAAGUACUCACCGCCUGGUAUGGCAGACUUUUCUCCCCAGCAAAACUAAAGGACACUUCUCCUGUCUGUGAAGGUGAGCACCACAGAUGCUUUGCACAUGAGCCCUGAAGGGAGCCUCUGAUACAUUGCCUGUAGCAAGAAACAGGGGCCAACAUGAAGGAAAACAUGCCAUCUGCCCUUGCUUUCAUCUUCCUUUUUCUCAACAUCAGCCUUCUUAAUGGACAGUCACCACCUGGAAAGCCUGAGAUCCACAAAUGUCGCUCUCCUGACAAGGAAACGUUCACCUGCUGGUGGAACCCUGGGACAGAUGGGGGACUUCCUACCAAUUACUCACUGACUUACAGCAAAGAAGGAGAGAAAACCACUCAUGAAUGUCCAGACUACAAAACCAGUGGCCCCAACUCCUGUUUCUUCAGCAAGCAGUACACUUCCAUAUGGAAAAUAUACGUCAUCACAGUAAAUGCCACUAAUCAGAUGGGAAGCAGUGCAUCCGAUCCACUUUAUGUGGAUGUGACUUACAUAGUUGAGCCAGAGCCUCCUCGGAACCUGACUCUAGAAGUGAAACAGCUAAAAGACAAAAAGACAUAUCUGUGGAUAAAAUGGUCCCCACCCACCAUAACUGAUGUAAAAACUGGUUGGUUUACAAUGGAAUAUGAAAUUCGAUUAAAGUCUGAAGAAGCAGAUGAGUGGGAGACCCAUUUUACAGGACAGCAAACACACUUUAAAGUUUUUGACUUAUAUCCAGGACAAAAGUACUUUGUCCAGACUCGCUGCAAGCCAGACCAUGGAUACUGGAGUAGAUGGGGUCAAGAGAAUUCCAUUGAAAUACCCAAUGACUUCACCUUGAAAAAUACAACCGUGUGGAUAAUUGUGGCCGUUCUCUCUGCUGUCAUCUGUUUGAUUAUGGUCUGGGCAGUAGUUCUGAAGGGCUAUAGCAUGAUGACCUGCAUCUUUCCACCAGUUCCUGGGCCCAAAAUAAAAGGAUUUGAUACUCAUCUGCUGGAGAAGGGCAAAUCUGAAGAACUCCUGACUGCCUUAGGAUGCCAAGACUUCCCCCCCACUUCUGACUCUGAGGACUUGCUGGUGGAGUUUUUAGAAGUGGAUGACAAUGAGGACGUACAACUAAUGCCCUCCCAUUCCAAAGAGUACCCAGGGCAAGGUGUGAAACCCACACACCUAGAUCCAGACAAUGACUCUGGUCAUGGAAGCUAUGACAGCCAUUCUCUUUUGUCUGAAAAGUGUGAGGAGCCUCAGGUCUACCCCCCUGCUUUCCACAUUCCUGAGAUCAUUGAGAAGCCAGAGAAUCCGGAAGAAAAUAUUCCUCCCACCCAGGAUGCCCAAAGCAGCAUCCCCUAUUUUCAUGCAGAUGUAUCCAAAUCUUCAACAUGGCCUUUACUGCCUGGCCAGCACAUGACCAGAUCUCCUUAUCACAGCAUCGCUGAUGUGUGCAAGCUAGCAGGAGGUCCUGUAGAUACACUCGCCUCUUUCCUGAACAAAACAGGAAGAAAUGUUCUAAAAUGUUCUAAAACCCUUGAGACUGAAGAGGAAAAGAUAGCUGGGCAAGAGAAGAAGAAAAGCUUCCAUUCUGAGACUAAACAAAACACAUCGUGGCCUCUGCUCCAGGAGAACCUCCCCGUUGUCUAUGCUAAACCCCCAGAUUAUGUGGAGAUUCACAAAGUCAACAAAGAUGGAAUAUUAUCAUUGUUCCCCAAACAGAAAGAAAACGACCAGGCAGAGAAGCCCGGGGUUCCCGAAACCAGUAAGGAGUAUGCCAAGGUGUCUGGGGUUAUGGAUGACAACAUCCUGGUGUUAGUGCCAGAUUCACGAGCUCAGAACACAGCUUUGUUUGGGGAAUCAGCCAAGAAGGCUCCACCAUCGCUUGAACAGAACCAAUCUGAGAAAGAUCUAGCCAGCUUUGCUGCAACCUCAAGCAACUGCAGACUCCAACUGGGCAGGCUGGAUUACCUGGAUCCUACAUGCUUCACGCACUCCUUUCACUGAUAGCUAGACUUACUGAACGAUUGGCUAAAAUGUGAUUUUUCUUCAGGUAACACUACAGAGUCAUGGAAUAACGCGGUCUGCUAGAAAAUGUUACAGGAUGUGGGUUAAUUAUUCACUCCUUUUCCGUGCUCGUGUCCAACACUUGCCUCUUUUCAACAGCUGAUCUCCAGAACAAAUCAAUCUUGUUUUCUGUGAUUUGCUCUUUGCAAAUAUAUAUAUAUAUAUAUAUAUAUAUAUGUGUGUGUGUGUUCAAUGAAAUAAAAACACAUUGUUUACCAUUCUUGAGGGAUGGUGCCAACAGGUAUAGCCUCUGCAAUAGAAUUUUGGCAUGUGACAGAAAGUAUGAAACAGUCAAAAUGACUUAGCACAAGAAGGUGACUGAUAUGUUGAAAAUGCCAUGAAAAAUGUGUUGAAAAAAACUGAUUGUUAAGCCUUUACACUCCUCUUUCAUUUUCUUAGGAUGGUUGAAGCAUAGCACUUUUUUGAAGGAAUAGAUUCCAGGACACCAGCCAAAUUGUUUACAAUAGUCUCUAUACCUUACUGACCCUUUGCUUGUAUGCAAAUGAAAUCAUGCCCCCAUUUUUUUUCUCAAAGUAAUCUGAGUAUGCUAAGCAUGGGUUAUUCCACCUAAACUAUUUGUUUCUAAGGCCUCUAGAGUGUAUAGUUUGGGGGAAUAAAACUUUCUUACAAAGUAAGGCCAAUGAAUUUCACAUAGUGAACCUUUUCAAAUGUUUUCCUUGCUUAAUUUCAGCAGGAUGGAUGAUUUGUUAUAGCCCCUAGUAUUUUCUUAGUGGAAAAAUGAAUUCCCAAAGACUAUCUUUAAUCUAAACAGUAGUCACUGCAGAAUGCUAACAGAAGUGUUGCCUUACUGUAUAUACAAUUCUGCUUUAAUACAAACCCGUAAGUUUAGCACUGUAUUUUUGAAGACUAUUUUUCUAUUGCUUAGGAAAAUUAAAGACUAUUUUCUAACUUCCCAGUACUGCUGUUUACGUCUACAAGCGGUGACAGUCAUUUUAGCUGCAAGGUCAUAAUGAUUAUUCAAAGUACAUAUAGCAGAUACAGACCCUGUUAGAGUGAAAUGUCAACCCAUUAUCCCCUGAGGAGUGUGGAGUGGAUGAAAACUUCAAUUAAGUACAAUAGAGUAGCUUUUAUCUGAUUAUUUUUUAUCUCCAGGAUACUUUAAAUAGCAGCCAUUGCUGACUUAUGGUUUGAGGACUGUCUAGACCUAAAAUAUUUCUCCCGUGAACUUAGGGCUUAUCCACUUAUGGGGGAAUCUUAUGAACCACCAUGAAAAUGGAGAUUAGUGACUGCUAGCAUAGUUUUCAAGACAGAGACCUGACUUUGGCUUAUUUAAUGUUCUCCGAGCAAUCCCGAACGAAAAGAAUUUUAAGCAAAACCAAAAGUCAGUAUCUUUUUGGAAUAAAUGUAUUUGCAAACUCUUGGCAGAGGUUGUGCUCGCACAAGAAUGUCCAGAUAAAAGUUCUAGGAAAGUGAGCAGCUGUCCCGUGACAAGAACUGCUUCAAAGACUCAAAGGUCAGGGGAUGGGAGAAUCUGCAAGACAGCUCCAAGGGCAGACCUCCAGAGGAGGCUCAAAGCCUUGUAGCUCCAUUUUAAUAGGAUUAUCCAUGAUGCAUCUACUGCACUCUGUCUCUCUCUGCCUUACAUCUCACCUACUGGCAAAUUAAUUCUCUAUCCAUCCUCUAACCUGAUGUAGAGACUCUGAUCUCACCUCUUGUGAUUCAAAUUUUUCACCCAACAAGCACAAAUUUUUCACCCAACAAGUAACUGGACUCAGAGACUCCUUGAUGACUGAAAGGAAACAUGUAGCUAAUACUUUCAGAGGUGCAAGUUCAAACACUUUGAGCAUAUUUUCCCAAUACACAAACAUCUUGUGAACAAUAGAAGCAUUUGAGAAACUUGUCCAGGCUCAUUCAGUGCCCUGGAUCCUCCAUACUGAAUGUCUGAGGACCAACUGCAUUGGCAUCGAGUUGGCGCUACUUGGAAAUUUUGUUUGCAGCAUCUCAAACCUUGCAGAGGACAUACAGAAUUGGAGUCUGCCUUUUUACAAAAUGCCCAGCUAGCUCACCUGCUCACUCAAGCUGAAGAAACAUUGUUGUCUACGACCAUUUCCAUGAAAGGUUAUUUUUGCCUCUCUUGGAAAGUGUGGAGCAAGCCUAUUUAACUUGAAAUGAACAGCACUAUAUGUAAAGAAAAAGAAAAACCAAAAUUACUAGUGACUUAAGAUUCACAUAAUGAUGGAAAUUAUAUGAAGUCACAUGAGAGAAUAGCAUGCAAAAUACACAACUUCCAAGAGGGCCAAAAAAAUCUAGUUCACCUUGAAGACUACUGACAAAGAAAAUAAACUUCAAAACCAGUAUAAACUAAACCUUUCCCAACAUAUUCUAUUCCUCUCCAGAAGUUAAAUAUAUGUGUUUAUUUACUAAUUAUGACCACAAUAGAAUUGAUAGCACAUAUGUUACUCAUAGUUUGAAAUUUAAAAAUCUGCUUCUGAUAUAUGAUUUUGCAUAAAUGAAAAAUAUAGCUGUAAAGACAAGUUACGCCCCCCAAAAAUUAGUUAAUGUUUAUGAAAUAAAAUCUAAUCUAUAGUUCUACUCAUUUAUUAGAAUUUUAUGGUCAAAUAUUUUCUGUUGAAAGAUAGCUGCUUGAGUUAAAGAAUGAAUAUGAAGAGUCAAGACACCUGGAUUCUAGUUCUGUUUUGCCUUGGAAAGGCCAGUUACUUCUUCUGGAUUUCAGUUUUCUCUGACUAUGUUGGACAGAUAAUCUGUAAGGCCUUUUGAAAUUCAAUCCCCUUGAUUCUGUGGCUCACUGAGUAAUUUGAACCAAUCCCUGGCAUCUUAGUUAAGUUGUCAGACAGAGAAAUGCUCAUCCCUGCUCCACUCUUAAAAGUCUCAGCACCCUGUUUGUCUUCAUAUAUUACACAUGUAUUUCACAUUAUAUAGAUACAGUAUAAGUCAUAAAUAAGACCAUGUGCAAAUAUGUUUGUGGAAAUAAGAGGUAGAGCUAAGAAAGACACAGGAAAUGAGAUAUUAGUCUUUAGAAAAAUUAUCUUUUAUGCAUCAAGCCAUGCUCCUUCCUACAUGGAGCCAACAACUCAAAUCUUUGUUCUGAUAUUUGGUUGUGAUGAAUAACCAUCACAUGUGGAUGAAAGAUGCUUUUGCUCUGAAUCACAAAAUUUAUAGUUUCAUAAGCGUCUCUCUAAGAAUUCAAGUGAUGAAGUACAUGGAAACUUGAUAGAUCCAGCAGAUGAUUGAUGGAACUUUAGGAUGUAAAUGGCAAAAUGUUCUCUGAUAGGCUUUAACAAGUGCAUAGAAGGAACUUUAAUAUGAGCACAAAUUACUAUCAGCUGUGCCACUGAAUUUUGACAGAUGACAGAUUCUCCUAAGUGCCUGAGGCCCAUUCUGCUAAUCAGUUAUAGGUUAAUGACCACUGUGAACUAGUUAAGUUGGAAGCAGCCAAGUUCUUGUUGUAUGUGUAAAGUCAAAGCCGGGAGACUCUUUGCUUGACAUGAUCCAAGAGAACCGGUGAAUCCUCAGUUAAUGAGUAACCAAAGGACAUGAGCUCCAUGGGAAAGUUUGUCUGGAUGGAGACCAAGCUCUCUUUUUUCUUUCUUUUUUUUAUUCAGCUUACCUCUGCUGUCCAUCAUUUGCCAAAAGACUUGGCCUGCCCUUAGCAGCUUCAAUCUAGCAUAGACAAGAAAGAAACAGAUCCAUGUAUGUUUUACAAAGUGCCUUCUUUACUUUUUCUUUUUAAAAGGUUUCACUUUGGAAGAAAAGUGCAUUGAUUGGAAAGUAAAUUUUACCUUGAAUGGAUUUCUUUUAAAUAAAUGGAGAGAUGGAAAAAAAAGAGAAGCCAGAAAGGGGAUUGCAAAAUGAUCUAAAGACUAACCAGCAAACUAUGCAGGGACUUUUGUGUAUAAUUUAAUUGUAUCAUCACAGAACUGAAAUUAAUAGUGUCAACCACUUUGCCUGACUCUGAGUGUGAUUGGAGAUAAACCUGCAAGCCUAUGACUCAAGACUUUCCAUUCUGAAACAAAAUGUUGAUGCAUUCUUGAGUGGCAUUGAAUUACAUGCCAGGCGUCAAAGAGGACAGUAUGUACACUUUGAAGCUCUGCACAUGGAUGGAACAGUAGUAAUGACCUUGAAUUUCUAUCCCCCAGCUUCACAUGGAUGAAAGCCUCAUGUGUAUUUCAUUGAACAAGGUUUCUUUUCUGACUUUUUGGCUCAAACACGAUAUCAAUGCUGCCAGGAGAGUCAUGGAGCCCUCCAUGUCCAGUUCUAGAUCACAUCACUUCUACUAAAUAGGCUGUGUGACCCUGAUCAUCUAUUUUAAUUCUGGCCACUGGUUUCCUCUCUUUAAAUAAGUAGGUUGAUGUCCUUAAAAAUGUUGUUUCUAAUAUUUCUUCUAGGUCUGUCUUUGAAUUCAUUCUCAUGAGUUAAAUAAAGUCUAAGACUGCAAGUGCAAAGCCCAGAUGUUACUGCCCACAUGCCCUUGACUUAGGCAAUGAAUUCCUGAGACAGUGUGUAGAAAUGCUUAACAGAAAACUGAGAUCCAUUUCUCUAAAUUAGGUAGACCAAAACCCUCAUGAAUCUGCUUCCUUCCAGUUCUGCUUACUUAAAGUUUUUACAGCCCCUCUUUCCAGGACCAUUUAUUCUCCCUAAAGAUUAAUUGUGUAGACUAGUAAACUUGGGGUCUACAGGAACAAAAUUACCCAUAAGCAAUUAUUUUGGCUGUGUAUAAGAUGGACCAAUUGUUAAAUCUCCACACAGACAACCUCAAGUUGAGGUCAUAAGUAAUACUCCAUGUAAUACUCCAUUUAGAUAUGUACUUGCUGAUAGAAUCAAGCUGGUAACUCAUUGUCUAAUAAAUCUAAGUUAUCUUGAUGAGUAUGUAUUGACUAUCUUAAAGAGAAACUCCAAAAUAAAGAUUGUUUGCUUCAGAGCUUGUGAUUUAACAAGAAAAUCUACUUAUAAUUACAGUCUUUUCCUAUGAUUAGUAGACAUCACCCAUGAAUCACAGGGGAAUUUUCUCCUCAGCCUUUUAUUUUCCAAGAAGGUAACUUUGAGUUUGAGCUCUUCAUGUUAUCAGUUUCCAGUGGAGGGAAAGGGUAGAAAAUGGGAUGUUCCAAAGAAUGGGACCUAUGAGAACCUCAUGAAAUGGAGAGUAUCCAUUAACUCAAAUCUAACUGAAAAUGGUAAAUCUACAUGUAAUUAUGAAUUAAUUGCUGAGAGGCAUACAUAACUCAUAAGACUAUGAACUAACAGCUGUUCUUUUCACCCUGAUCCUUUUAUUUCAAGUUCAAAAGCAUUGACACACAUAGAGCAGAAAUGCAUCCUUCUAUAUGGUCUAGCCAAUGAGUAAAGGGGCUCACAGAUCAUGUUGGUGUAUUAAUUAAUAUUUACGUACUACCAUUUAAAAAGAGGAUAAAAAAUUCUAGAAGCCUUUUGUGGUUGAGGCAGUUCUAUCAAUCAAACUUUAAUAGUUAUUAUGGUCAAAUUAUGGCCCCCUCAAUAAACUUCAAAAUACAGGCUUUGUCUGUAUACAUUUUGCAAAUUGGAGAGGCAAUCUUUUUAUCUUAUUAUCUAAAAUGAAAAAAAAACUAUAUGGGAAAAAUACCGCUGAAAAUCAUUUGUUCUAUAAAAUUCCUGAGAAAAUGUUUUGAAUUUUUAAAACUACCUCCCUUCCACAUCCCAAUGACCUUCCUUCAAAGCUGCUUAUAGUUAGAAAUAAAAGAUGCCACAUUUUAUGUUUGGACUGGUGUUGAUGAAAUGUUUGAUAUAUUUCUCAUGUGAUACUCCUAACUCUAAAGUACCUGUUUACUUUACACUAUAUUGCUUUUUGUUGUUCAAAACCAGUAUAUGCCGUAUUGAAAUAUAUAAUCCUCAUGUUGUAAAUUUAUCAUGUAAUACAAAUGAAAAUCAUUAUUUAAUGACUUGUGAUCUAACAUAUCUAAUUUCAAUAUAGUUAUGCCUAUGUCUGUAAUUAAAAUUAAAAUAUAUAAUCAUAUAUGUAAUCAUAUAUUUCUGUUGAAACUGUGAAUGUACUGAUUUUUUUCUUAAUCUUUGUCAACAAGUGAUAUUGUUUGUCAUUGUAUACCUGCCCAGUUGUUUUAAUGUGUUUAAAGUACAAUCCACUGAUUAUUGAAAUGUCGGCCCUUUGGCUUUGCUUCAUGUGAUCCCUGAGUGUUCUUUGCACCUUGAGACUUGCUUUUGUGCUGUAUCACUAAUUUUUUUGAUCUCGCAAACAAUGUAAGGGUCUCUUGUAUAAACCAAAGCAAUCCAGACACAGCCCGUUGAGUGAUCAUGUCCAGUGUAAAGCCAUAUUGAAGCACAGAGUCCGCUGUAGCAUAAGGUUCCCUAUUUCCAAAGCUGCCACUACCUCUCUCUCACUCUUUCCCUUAUAAAAUGCCAAGUAAAUUCAACCUUAAGUGGGAAAUUAGGGGUGAUUACUAACAUUGUCAUUUUUAACCUGAUAAUAUACCUUCUAAAUGGCUACUUUUCAGAUUUAUGCUAGCUUUUAUGAAUAACAGUUUUUACAUUUUGAUAUUUUGUAGACAUUGGCUGAUGAGUAAAGUACAGAAAGACUACAGAGUAAGUCAUCAGAAUUUUUCUAAAAAAGAAUCAUAGAGUGCACGUAUUUUCCCUAUCAGUGAGUCACCUCAAGGUGGUUGGCCAAAGCCAUUAUAACCUGUGUCAUUAUACGUAAAAUGUCCAACUCAGUGCCUGGCUCACAGUGUUUCUUUCUCUUGCCUCCCCUAGUUCUGUUUUUUGUUUCAAAUGCAAAUGAACAGAAGUACAUGGAUGCUGAUUAAGUGAUUUUCUUGAAGACUUUUUGCUGCUAGAAAAUCUAUUAUCAUGAAUUUGUAAUUUGACUUCCCAAACUCCCACGACAAAAUAAACACCCUCUUAAUUUGAUUUUACCCAUCAAAUAUAUUAUGGCAUGGAAAGAGUCAGCCAUUUAUCAGAAAUAAUCUUGUUUUGGUUUUAACAAUUCAUUUCUGCGUUUCACUAUUGUGAUGUCUACUUUUAUUUCUUCUAGUAUUAAAGGAUUAUACAAUGGUAAACUCAUAUGAUUUGUCCUCUUACAUUUUUCAUCCUGUGAAUCUUGGGUUAUUGCAUGUUGUGGUUGCAGAUUUUCACAGAUUCAUCCAUUUGUCUCUUUCCACUUUGUAGGGACAACAUGGACAAUUAAAUCUUUGUCAAUAAUGUGAAAAUUAUGCUAAUUUCUCUCACAUUAUUUUUACUGCAUGCAAGAAAUAAUGCUUGCCAAACAGACUCUUAGAGAUCCCAGAAUAAUAUGGUCAUUAUAUUUCUAUGUGUGUCACUAAUGAAAAUACCCAGUUCAGUGCCUGUCUCAAUAAAUGUUUGUUUCUCUUG
Mesocricetus auratus (golden hamster) is the source of this 10001-nucleotide messenger RNA. It is a transcript of the gene Prlr, whose product is annotated as prolactin receptor. The record is from RefSeq and is a predicted model, not a curated record. The transcript is spliced from 10 exons. Gene Ontology annotation, molecular function: cytokine binding; cytokine receptor activity. Gene Ontology annotation, cellular component: membrane; signaling receptor complex; external side of plasma membrane. Gene Ontology annotation, biological process: cytokine-mediated signaling pathway. Bases 759 to 2606 code for a protein of 615 amino acids. NCBI's taxonomy places the organism in Eukaryota, Metazoa, Chordata, Mammalia, Rodentia, Cricetidae.